GGACGUCUUGUCAACGGUCAAUAAUCGCCCAUAUGUUUGCUACUGAUAAGCGCUUGUUUUUCCCCUCAGCCACAUUUCUCACUUGAUUGUGAAACUUGAAGGCAGAAAUGGCACAACAUCUGCGUCACACAUCAGUUAUGGAAUCAAAUGCACAUUUAAACCUGAUUUUACUGGGGACCGCACAAUCUGGAAAGAGUGCGUCAGGAAACACAAUACUGGGACGAAAAGUUUUUGUGACAAAUGAAAGCCCUUCUUUAGUCACACGAGAUGUUGCUGUUGUAUCCGGGAACAUCUUUGGGAUUCCAGUCACUGUUCAUGACACACCAAGAUUAUAUGAGAGUCAGAUCAACGAGAAUCAGAUGUCACUCCAAUAUAAGAGUAUUUUCCAGAGUUGUGAAUCUGGUCCCUGUGUGUUUCUGCUGGUCAUCAAAGCCGACAGAUUCUCUGCAGAAGACAGAAGAACUGUGGAGAAGAUUGAGGGUUUUUUGGGACCAAACCGCCUGAAUAAAACCUGGAUUCUCUUCACCAGAGGAGAUGAACUAGAUAGAGGAAACACGACAAUAAAAGAAUCUCUUGAGAGAAAUGAAGCACUGAAGACACUUGAGAAGUAUGAUCAGAGAUACCAUGUCUUCAACAACAUGAUGAAGAAAGGACCAAGUGACCAGGCCAGACUGCUCCUUGCUAAAAUUAUCCAAACAACAUGUCUGGUAAAUGCAUCAGAAGGAGGGAUGCUGCCCAGACGGAUCACAACAGUCACAACAUUCACUCUCGAUCUUGAUGUCAUUAAUCAUUCAACUAGAAGGAUUGUUCUUCUGGGUAAAACUGGUUUUGGCAAGAGUGCAUCUGGAAACACAAUACUGGGACAGGAAGCGUUUAAAUCUGAGAUUGACUUAAAUUCAGUAACCUUUCAAUGUUCAGUGAAUCAUGCCACUUUUUCAGGAAGAUAUGUGUCUGUAGUUGAUACUCCUGGACUGUUUGACACACGAGAUGAGGAGAACACAGAUGAGCAGGUAAAGAAAGAGAUAGCGAGAAGUGUUUAUAUGUCCAGUCCUGGACCUCACGCUUUUCUCAUUGUGUUCAGAGUAAUUGACAGAUUCACUGAACAUGAGCAGCAGAUUCCUCAGAUGAUUGAGAUGAUGUUUGGUCAGGAGGUGUUAAAAUACUCCAUCAUUCUCUUCACUCAUGGAGAUCAGCUGAAAGGAAAGUCCAUAGAGAAUCUCAUUAAGGGAAACAAUCGUAUGAGACAUCUAGUUCAAGAGUGUGGAGGCAGAUUUCACGUCUUCAACAAUGAAGAUCAGAAUAACAGAGAGCAGGUGACAGAUCUGCUGGAGAAGAUUGACACAAUGAUAGAGAAGAAUGGAGGAUACUACAGUAAUCAGAUGUAUGAAGAUGCUCUGAGAUACAGACAGAGAGAGGAAGAAUGGAGAAAGAGAGAGGAAGAGAGGAGAAAACAACAAGAGGAGAAAGAAAGAGUCAGAUUACAGAAAAUCAGAUCAGAGUAUGAAGCUCAAAGACUUGAAGCAGAGAGACAGAGAGAGGACGAAUGGAGAAAACAACAAAUAGAGAUUGAGAGAGUCAGAAUCCAAAUGCAGAAUAUGAGAACAGAGUAUGAAGCUCAGAGAUCUGAAAUGGAAAGACUUAAAGCAGAGAGACAGAGAGAGGAAGAAUGGAGAAAACAACAGGAGAGCAGAGCACAAAGUAACCCUGAAUUUGAAGAAUUUUAUAGGCAGUAUGAGCGAAGGUUCAUUUUUUUAGCUUCUAUAUCUGGUAUGAAACAUACUGGUAUUGGUGCAGGUGUUGGUGGUGUUCUUGGUGCAGCUCUUGGAGCUAUUGGUGGACCUCCUGGUGCAGUUGCUGGUGCAGCUGUUGGUGCAGCUGUUGGUGGAGCUGUUGGUACAAUAAUACAGUUUUUUAAAUGAGUAACGUGGAACAAAUUCUCAUGGCCACUGGUGUAGGAGUCCUAAAAUCACAUUCUGACAAAAACCAUCCACUCUUCAAUUGGGAAAAGACCAGAGAAAUAAGUAAAAACAUCUUCUUAAAUGAAUUAAUCUUUAGGGCUGUAACUCACCAAUAAAAUUAAAUAGCCAGACUGUACCCCCAGUAUUUGAUAUUUGUGAUGCUGCAGAUUACGCAGUGCUCAAAAGUUACAUUUUUAGGCUUGUCUUCUGCAGUGCUCUAACAGUGCUCAUUAAUGUCCAAAUGAGUGAGAUGGACAAUCAAAUCAAAGAAGCCAGGCCUUUACACAAAAGAUGAGCGUGAAUUCCAACAUGAUACUUAGUUUUAAUGGUGGAAGAGUGUGUGGUUAAGAGAGGUGUGGGUUGCUAAACAUUUUACAUUUGACUGUUUUAUGAUAGAAAUGUUUAACGACUGACAGUAAAGCCCAAAGUAUAUUUCAUUUUUCUAUGUGUAAAUCAAAUAUUUACAAUAUUUACACCGAAGCUCAUGGACUUGCAGAGACUUCCUCAGGGGCAGGGGUUCAAAUGUAAAAUAGAGGCAAUGUAAAUAAUUAUAAAAAUUAUAUUAAAAAUAAAUAAAUAAAUUAUAGGUCAAAAGUCUGUAUACAUUACUAAUUUAGAUUUAAGAUUUAAAAAUACAUUUAAAAUACAUAUUUUAUGCAAUGCUGAUUUAUCGAUAUUGAAACCUGUGAUGCUUUUUUACAGGAUUCUCUGAUUUAAAAAAAAGUGAAAAAAGAAGAAAAAACAGCAUUUAUUUAAAAUAUAUGUUUUGUUACAAACUACCAUUCAAAAGCUUGAGGUCAGUUUUUUUUUUUUUAGAAAUAAUUUGUUUUUAUUCAGGAAGGAUUUGUUAAAUUGAUAGAAACUGUGAUAGUAAAGCUUUAUAUUGUUAGAAAACAUCUCUGUUUUGAAUAAAGGCUUUUCUUUUUUUUCUUUUUUUUUAUUCAUCAAUGCACCCCAGAAAAGUAGAUUAUUAAGCACCACAACUGUUUCCAUCACUGAUAAUAAAUCACAUAUUAUAAUGAUUUCUGAAGGAUCAUGUGACACUGAAGACUGGAGGAAUGAUUUAAUCUAUAAAUAAAUGAUAUUUAAAAUUAUCUAAAGAUAGAAAAACAUUAUUUUGAUAUUGUGAUAAUAUUUAACAAUAUUAAAUUUUUUCCUAUAUUUUUUUUCCUAUAUUUUUUUACUAUAUUCAUUACUUGUAUAAUGCUGCAUAAUUAUAUACAUUUUUUAAAAUAAAAGUAAUUUUACGCCAGCCUACACUUCACAUAACAGGCCUAUAGGUGGCACCUAUGAUAUUUUCAUGAAAUGCUGAUUGGUGUUGGUUAGGGAUUUUGUACACAUCAUCAUGUUAAUUAGAAUUCAUAUGUAUUUUGUUUUAUUGACCACAAUAUCAUUGCUAUUUGUCUGAGAGGGGCACUUUUGAAUAAUUUUGAAAAAGGGCAGGGGCUUGUGCCCCCAAAGCCCAGUACAUUAACUAAUUUCUCUAUCUAAUGCUGUCACCUCACGUGACCAAAAAAAAAACAAAAAAAACAUAUGACUCAAACCCGAAGACUCGAGAGAUUAACUUAUCAAUACUUUCUGGUUUAGACUGCAUUUGUUAUGCUUAUGGGGCUGUCACGCGAUGAACGAGUGACAAAGUAUACUUCAUUUAAUAGUGUACAUGAACGCUGGCAGUCAACACACUCUACAAAUCUUCCUCUUAGUUCAGAGUCUGUACUAUAUUUCUACAGAAGUUAUGACCAAUAAAAUGUCUUUUAAAAUUGCAGCAAUAUCUUAAAACUCUCAUGUCUGAUUAGUUCUCUUCUGUAUCAGCAGCCAAUGAGUUUGUAGGUCUACACUCAAAUACUUGGCUAGUGCUUGCCGUAGCAGUUGCAGCGUACAUUUGAAACCCUCCACCUUCCCCAGCUCCACCUGUAUAGAUCUGCUAUGGAGUGAUUUAGUAUGUUUUAUGGAGUUUAUUCAUAUAUGUUAAAUCUGCAGUAGCAGUGUUUCCUACAUGCUCACAGCAGUAUGUUGUGAAUGUUUUGAGCAGCAGCAGAGUAUCAGAUCUAUUCUGCCAAGACCACAUACAUUAACA
Messenger RNA from Carassius auratus (goldfish), 4035 nucleotides. Its product is annotated as GTPase IMAP family member 8-like. The transcript is spliced from 3 exons. The record is from RefSeq and is a predicted model, not a curated record. Gene Ontology annotation, molecular function: GTP binding. Bases 108 to 1919 code for a protein of 603 amino acids. Lineage: Eukaryota; Metazoa; Chordata; Actinopteri; Cypriniformes; Cyprinidae.